This is a messenger RNA of Homarus americanus (American lobster), 817 nucleotides long. RefSeq lists its product as uncharacterized. Lineage: Eukaryota; Metazoa; Arthropoda; Malacostraca; Decapoda; Nephropidae. Bases 40 to 720 code for a protein of 226 amino acids. The transcript is spliced from 5 exons. The record is from RefSeq and is a predicted model, not a curated record.
GAUUUUCUUCACUUUUUAGUUCGGGUUAAAUUUGCUGAGAUGACAGCAGCUGUGGCGGCAUUGGUGCUUUUCUUAGCUGCUAUUGACUGUCAGGUUCUGGCAAGGCUUCCUCGGCCAGUCAUGGAACGAGAAUCACUGUACCUGGCUGCUGGAGCAGUAGAGGCUGUGUUGUCCAAGGUACGACAUGAUAAUACCUCCGUCCUCGUGCUCACAGAUCGCAAUACGUCACCUUCUACGGUCUUCCUGAUGAGAGCUGGACUCUUCGCCCCCUGGGGAAUGGGAGUGUUUGAAAUGAUAACACAUAAUCAAGACACGAACGAAACCUUACCUCAGAUUACUCAGGUGAUCAGCGAGGCUCGUCGGCUGCGGCAAGUGUCAUGGAGUCUGACGGUGGUGGUGGUGAGCGACGACCCAGCCUUCCUCGCCGCCUUCGCCGAGUGGUCCCUCAAGGGCCGCCUCCUGGUGUGGCCGACGAGGCUCCUCGCCGUCACUCACCUGCCCCUCUCGGAACUCCAACAUCUUUAUGGAAUGUUUUCAAAGACGAACUCCCUGGUGCUUACUGUGGACAACACCAUAGCUUCCAUUAGGUAUAAUGUGUACAUGCACGUGCCAUUCACUCCUCGGGAAGACCAAGUACUUCGUGUUGCAUCGUGGACUCCUGAGAAAGGUCUUACCAUCAACAGUCAUUCGACACUUUUUGAGGAAAAAUUUUCCAAGUAAGAUUUUUAUCCGAUUGAGUGAAACUUCUAAUUACAAUUAUAUAAUUUCGUAAAAAGUGAAUGUUUUUAAAUGUUUCUUAUAAAUUUAUCAGAUCCAU